This is a messenger RNA of Besnoitia besnoiti, 7398 nucleotides long. RefSeq lists its product as uncharacterized. Bases 1 to 7398 code for a protein of 2465 amino acids. The transcript is spliced from 5 exons. The record is from RefSeq and is a predicted model, not a curated record. NCBI's taxonomy places the organism in Eukaryota, Apicomplexa, Conoidasida, Eucoccidiorida, Sarcocystidae.
AUGGGAACUCUGCCCGGGUCCACCCUUCGGCAGCACCUGGGUGCUGGCUCGUGGGCGCGUGGAUCACCGCGAAGCCAGACAGCGGACACGACUCUCAGGCGAGCGGCCGAUCUGCAUGCCACAAAUGUGUACUUUCCCUUUAAGUGGUCUGUGGCCGCGCAAGCCUCCUUUCUGCACGUGGAGUGCCUUCUGCCUUGCGUGGCAUCGUCGCCGUAUCCACCACACCUGCGACCACUCAUCUCUGCCACGGUCGCCGGACGCGGCGGUUCGUUCGCGGCGCGUAGUAGGAAACCGAGCGCCACAAAACCACCGCUUGUGCGCCUCGAUGAAAACUCGCGUCCUCAGUCGGAGCAAGGCAGACAGCUUGCUGCUUCCCUUUCCUCUUCUGCUGCCUGUGGCACGGUCCAACCUCGACGCGAAUUGCUGCCGUCGCAGUCUCAGUUCCAGGGCAAGUCUCGGGUGUUAAAUAUGCUUUCGAAGCCUCCCGGAUCCUCCACAGUCCCGGCAGACGCACAACGUUUGCGGUGCGCGCGGUUAAAGUCAGCGCCGUUCUGCCUACUCGAAGGAGCUCGACAGCAUGCACAGCUGCCUGGUUCGACUCUCGGACUUCACGCGCAAGCAUCUACCUCCAUCGUGCCGCCCGUCAUCCUUCCCCCGAUGUCGGUGCGUUCGCCGUCCAGGGCGCAAGCUGGUACGGCGUCACCAUCUCUUCUCCUCACCUUUGGCCUGCAUGCUUCCUUUCAACAGACGUGUGGCACUAGUGCCUGGAUGGACGAGUUGGAGACGCAGAAACGCGGACCCAGCAGUCUCUUGCAAAGUGGACGCAUUCAAGGAGAAACGCCACAAGCGUGUGCGGGAUCGUUUGGUGCCCCUCGUCCUGCUGACUGGACAAAGAGCGUUUCAUUUCGUCAUCGGGACAACGCGGGGUUACCUUCACCGCGCCGAUAUGAGACGAACCGGAAGUCGGGCAAGGACGUGAGAGCUGGGAUCAAAUGUGCCAAUAUUCGGGCAAACAACCAAGCACUACGCGUUUCUCUUUCACACGCCAGCAUCACGCUAGUUUCGCCUUUUCAUGCUGCCUCUCACAAAAGGUCUAUCCUGGCCCACGAGCGCGCGCCCCCCCGUUCGCAGAGCCUUCAUUGGUCCAGCGGCGCAGAUCUGUUGCCACGGCCCUCCGCCGCAUCGCGAGCACGUUUGAUCGCCAAUCUUUGGCACGGGCAAAGACCACAGUCGCCACUGAAAUGUCGCGGAAACUGCUCUCGAAGAUUGUCGCGCUGUAGGGAGGCUCCUGGCAUUUUAGGAGGCGCCAAGGUGAGUGGCAGCGACUGGACCCAUUGGCAGGCCGCUCAGGGAGCAAGCAACGGAGAAAGAGGAAGACAUAGGACGGGAGAGGUGGACGACAGUCUCAACGUGGUGAGAGCUCUCGAUGGGAGAAUCCAAUCUACAUACGAAGAAAAAACCGGCGUCAGAUCCAGAGGGACAAGUGAGCUGUCGUCAUUUCUCGCGGACUGCAGACGCGCGACUGCGGACGGGCUAAGCCGCGGUGUGCCUCUUCAGGGUGAACUCGAAGACGCCAUCAGUGAAGUUAGCACACUUGCGCAGGGCGUUCAAGGAUUUGCGUGGCUGAGGACAGCUUCACGACGCGUACUGGCCUAUGGCUUUGCAGUGCGGCUGGGGGCGCGUCUUCUCCAAAAUCAGAAAAACGAACCGCUUCUGACAUGCGCGGUGCCGUUCGACACGUCGCCGCCGCUCCACGGGAGCACCGAUUCCAACUUCCAGGUAUAUGAAGGGGAGCGCCUGUCGAAAACCUCGUCCAGCGCUGCCCCAGGAGCAUACAACCAAGCGCGUCGGCGCCCAUGUUCACUGGAGGAGGCACAAAGAGGCCAUGUGCAGAAGGCGCCCAUGGAAGAGCGGAAAAUGAUGCAUGGAGUUGCAGCCGCCAAGCGAGCGGCUGCGGGCACAUCCGAAGAGUCGCUCAUGCCUUACCCUCAAACCCUGCAAAGGCCAGGUGCCGCGUACCUGCCACGCCCUGUGACUGGUGGACUCCGACGCGGCAGCAACCACGUGGGGACGCCGUCGGCGGCAUGUGCUGGUGCCGCCGUUCUGGUACUUCUUUUGGGACGACAAGGUCAAUCCCGACUGCUGAGAGGCGAGCGGAGAACACACAUGAGACACGCAAAAGUUGAAGGCACAGAGACAGACACAGGGGACACGUAUCGACAAAGCAGCGGCUGUGGCACCCGCUCUAAGAGUUGCCCGGCGAAGGAGAUGUCUGCUGAAAAAGAAGAGAGCUUCAGUGAGCCCAUGAGUGAUGGAACUCAGAAGGAUGGAGAGGACACCAUUUCCGUGGCUGACGAGGCGCCAGAAAGGCACUGUGAUGCGCCCGAGGACGGAAGGACGACGGUGCGAAUUGGGAGCAUGUGGCGGUCUCCUGCUCCGCGCGAGGCAACGCAGGCCGAUGCAAGGACAUCAGGCAUGUUUUACGAUGCAAAGCGUGCGGCGCAGCUCGGCAGCGAAGCGCGAGGGGCAGGCGUCCCUCGGGACAGGGCUCGUAGUCCUGCAAGACUGAAGGAAAGACAACAGGAAGUCGCGUUCGGAGUCGAGAUCGAUGUUGAUCCAGUGGUGGUGUCCAUUUCGGGUGAUGAUCUGGCUCAUCUGCGUGCCCUCUCGGUUGUUUUCUUGGCGUUCCUUGAACAUGUCACCACGCCUGGUCCUGCCGCCGAAGGCGGCAGCGAUUCAUUCGAACCCUGCGAGACCGCCUCCACCUCAAGUAAACGUUGGUCGUUGCUCUCACCUUUGCUGAGUCCAUGCCCAACGCGGCGUGAAAGACCGGCGGAUCAUCCACGAUCUUCGGGCUCUCUCUCCGCCUCUCCUGCUGACUCGUGCGAGCGCCUUCAACGGUGCACCGAACGCAGCGGGAGACGAGCGGUUGUGAGCGACUCGGAGGCCUACUGCGGAGAGCGUUACCUCUUUCGGAGGAAGAAUCCGAUCUCGGCUUUUUUUCGCCCUUCCUCUACUCCUUCUUCUCCUGCGAACCGACGAGGAAGCCGGCAACAGCAAGACCUGGUGUUGAUGCCUAGCGAUUCAUCGCCUUUCCACGCGGCAUCCGCCCGGGGGAAUGCCACCAGGCAAGCUGCGCGCGCACUGCUUCACAGCGCCCUGACUCUAGGCGACCGUGUGAUGAGAUCUGCCUUGACAUACGACGCUCAGCACGCGGGCCCGCUUCCAUCGCGGGAGGCGCCCCACGGUCGAGAAACUGUCUCCAAGCAAGAGCUGGUGUCUACAGGAGUGGGACGGCUUGCGAAUAGAACCAGCAGCGUGGACAAACUCGCCAAUCUGCAGGACACUCGCGCUGGCCGCUCACACACGCCCGCCGGUGACCCUCCAGGGGACUCGUGCCCCGACCAGGGACAGACCGGGAGCCCCUCGAAGAAUGCGGCAGGAACGAGCGGUCGCGCGACCGGUCUGUCCGACGAGACCCAUCGUGUGGACGGCCCCGACGGGUCGGCGAGUAGCCCCGACGCCUGCACGUGUGGCAGAGGGAGACAUGCGAGGGAAUCGAAGAAACUAACAGGACUUGGAAGCGACCUGUCUCACUCGUUCCGUUCGGCCGCACCGCAUUCGGCGUGCGCACACUCAGAAACACUGCCAUCAGUCCGGUUACAGCUGGAUAGCGCAAAAGGGCCCUCAAGAACCUCUCGUGAGCACGAGGGCGAAGGAUGCCGACAGGGGGGGCACCGAAGAUGCGCAAACCCGCGUGCAUCUUCAUCGGACGUUCCUCGCGCAAAGACGAUUGACCUGAGGCAACGUGACGCCGGUCGAAGACCGUUGGAGAGUGUCGAAGCCGACAGCUGUGAACCAACAAGAGACGGCGCACGUGCAGAAACAGGGACCUCCCAGAGGGCGGGUGAAAGGGUAGGAAGGGGACGCUGCGAUUCGUAUUCUCGUGAUGUACGAGAGUGCAAAGAGGCCGGGCAAUUGUAUAUAGACGCAGAUGUUGAAAUGCGGGGAGUGAUGAGUGAUACUGUGUCACAGCGCACGGAACAGCUGGACCGAAUCCGGGAGUCAACGAGAGGCGGAAUGUCAUGGACGGUACCACGGUCACAAAAGGAAAUGCAUAGACCGAAUUCGCGGUUGUGGCUGUGCGAACAAAAGUCUUUCGAAUCGCCUUCGUUCACCCCUGGCUCGUUCCCCCCCCUCGGACUGUCUCUCGCCGCGAGCCUGGGCACCAUUCAACGUGAGACACGGGGCCUAGACCAGGAAUGGUCUACAGGGCCAUACAUCGCAACCGGCAACUGGAUCACGCGCCCGGCAUCCCCGUCCGCGCCCUCUGUGGAGAGAAAUCGAUCCGCCGAUGGAGCGCUUCGACGAUCGGCACAACGGAACGGAGACGCCAAGAGAAAGCAGAGAUGGGAUCGGGUUGUCCCUAAGCCCUUCGUGGAGCUUCCGGUGGAGGCGAGCAUACCUGCCGCAGGGCCGGGGCGGGCACCUCGUCAGGAGUUCAUAACACGAGAGCAGGCAAAGGAUUCAGACCAGAAGGAGGAUCCGAGCGCGGACUCGUCGGACCUGAGUGACGCGUCUAAGAGUGAGGACUGGGAUGCACAUUCCCAGCGCCAGCUCACACCACCAUACGACCCGUCGCGUGAGGGGAGGCGCACAACUACGCCGCACGAACGGGUGAGUCACGCGGGUCUCCGCCCUGCCCAGGGCACGUGGCCCCGCGCGUCCGCUGAGUCUCAAGCUGCCGCAGCUCAGGGCUGUCACCGGAUCGACGCCCCGCUCAGAGGGAGACUAAAGAGGCUGCGUUGGACUCCAGGAUUGCUGAGCUCGCUAAAGUGGCGACGGGGGACCCACGGGCGCUUAGCAGACGCAGCGGGCGCCGGGCAGCAUGAAAAGACGACUGGAAGGGAGCGUGGCAUGAAGGGACGACGACAAUCUCUCCGCAGUGGCUCGUCGACAGGUUCGUCCCUGUCUUUCUCCCUUUAUGAGAGUCGUCCAGCUUCGUUCGCGACCGCACAACGGACGAAACGCAAUCCGUUCUUGUCCCUUUCGCUGAACACCUCCUCGCUUCGAAGGCCGCAACUCCGGAAGGCAGCACGAGGACAGGAUGGGAAAAAAAGACUAGACGACGCGGGAGCCGGGGUCCAGGCUUCCCCUGCUGUCUCUGGAGUCGUACAAGCAGCUUCCCGUUCAGGACGCUGUCGACCGCGCCCCACACCUUUUGGGGCCUUGGCACGGCGGCUUCGCACGCAAGCGAUAAAUGUCAGCGCUGCCGUGAACACACAUGAGACCCCAGACGGGGCCGGCGGUUCUCCAUCUUCCCCCGAUUGCCCUGUACCAAGCUCAGGCGAUCCGCAACACGAGUGCACACUUGCGGCGGAGGCCUCGAAGUCCUUUACAGACGAGCAGGAACCUGCGAGAGACCCCAGGAAAGAAGGCAGGCGACGCCGUAAAAUGGAGAAUGCGAAAGACGCAGGAGAGCAACGACAGACGGAGAGUAGCGUGGCAGAAGAGUGCCAACGGGACGGAUCGAGCUAUGCGUGUGCUUUCGAGGAGACAAGCGACGAAAGCCUGAAGAUGGGCACGCAGACAGAGACGAUAAGGCCUUAUAUUACAGGCCGACUGACACUCGUCGUCUCUAUUGACGUCGUCCACAGGCCUACAAUGACAGAAGAAAGCGUGGUGGAGCCGUGGGCGUGGGACGUGGCAUUCACUCAUCGCCCGCCUCUUACCCACCUACAACCCGCUUUACCGUCUUUCCGCCACCCUCUUGGAGACUUCCCAGCGGCUUCUGCACGCGGCUACACGCAUUUAGUUUCUUCGCAUGCUUCACUGCCUUCAUCGUCAUCCCGGUUAAUGUCGGGACACACACAGGCUGCCUCUCCGCAUCGUAUGCCUCUGGCGCAUGUGGCUGCCUCACACACCACCGUUGAUCGGAAUCCCCUGCUUCGACCGGAUGCUUGGGCAGGACGAGGAAGUCGAGUUGCCUCGUCGACUGACAAAGUGCUGUCCCCUUCUUUCGUCUGUGAGAGCCGUCAGAAGCUAGCACAGAGAUCCGAAGCCGACGCGAGUAUAUCCGCCCGGUUGGUUGAGAAGCAAGGGGCGCCUCAGUCGUCUGCUGGGAGUCGCAGGGUGGAGCACGAUGCAGCGAUCACCAAGGGAGACGGCCGUUGGAGUAGCAGCAUCGUCGGCAGUGCACUACAUCGUGUGGGAGAGGGGCAGGCAUGCAGAGCAAGGUUUCCAAGCGACCCAAGGAAUCACACAGGGGAAGUGCCGCUAUCUGGUCGACGAGAUAGCCGGAACGUGGACAAGUUUGGCUGGCAUUUGGCAGCCUUCCAGGGCAAACGCAAGCCCCCCAAUGGCUCCAGUCGAACCGCGGAUGAGGCGGGCGCCCACGAAGAUGAAGCCAAUGCAGAAGAGGGCAAGGCGAAAACAGUCCAGAUAGACAAGCGCCCAACGUUCCUCUCGGUUCCUAGCCGAGCGCCGCGGCUCGUUAUGGAGACAAUGGGGCGCCGACCGACACCGCCGAAAUCCAGUGCGGCUGGACAGCGACGUGCGCAGCGGGAUGGCGACAGCAAAGAGGACUCAGCAGAUGCAGAAGUCCGCUUCCUGACGCGCUUUUCGUGGCUCAACGUCACCGUUGCACCUCUAGUUAUGGACGCGUUCGUCGAAACAGCAGAUGCAGUCGACGAUGGGCGGAAGCGUUUGAAAUCUGCCCUCUGCCGGCGCUACCAUAGCUGCGUAGUCUCUCCAAACGCGCAUGACGGUGACAACAGUGGUGUUCAGAUGGAGGGCGAGGCAAAGCAUCGUUGUACCCGUCUAAUAUCUUCUGCUCCGUCCUCGAAGCCUUGCGCUUUGUCGCUCAUGGCUGCCGCCGUCGAUUCUGCCUCAAUCCCACUGCAUGCAUCGCGAGGGUGCACUCCUUUCAUAGUACGGAAAGUUCUGCUUCAAGCUUUCUUUCGGUCUCUCGGCGGUGCGGCGGCGCGUCCCUCACUGCUGUCUUCUGCCGGGAUUGAUGUACAGGAUGGGCGCCUUCGUUCCUGGCGUGAUCCUCUGCUCCAGAGCAUGGAGGGAGAAAGAGGACGUGAAGCCGUUGGUCCCAGGAUCGGGGGCUGGCACGCCGCAAACAAGGAUGGACACGUGAGGGAGCAUGCGGAAUCAUGCGAAGAGAAGAACAUACGCGCGUUGGGGCGUCUCGCACAAGACCCGUCGGGGAAUCUCAAGAUAGGAGAGUCAGACAUCCGUCCGGAUAUCGAAGAAAUUCAGCAAACGCACACGCCGCCGGAGUUGUACCGUCAGGCGGAUGCACCGAGAGACAGCCCCCCGCGGCAAAUGCUUUCCUCGGCUGCGAGGAUAUUGCGACGAUCGAUGACGCCGUCCCAAGGCUGUGGAACCUGA